Molecule: messenger RNA, 1023 nt
Organism: Arxiozyma heterogenica
Lineage: Eukaryota; Fungi; Ascomycota; Saccharomycetes; Saccharomycetales; Saccharomycetaceae
Gene: PIH1
Product: Pih1p
Exons: 1
Coding region: 1-1023 (340 amino acids)
Biological process (GO): rRNA processing; box C/D snoRNP assembly
Cellular component (GO): R2TP complex; ribonucleoprotein complex; cytoplasm
Source: RefSeq, a predicted model, not a curated record
AUGUAUUUAACUCCUUUAGAUCAGAUAAAAACUGUGGAAAUCAUUCCAAUUCCAUUCCUUGUGAUCAAAUCUUUGAUUGUAUCACCAUCUAUAUUGCAAAAUGUGAAAAUAUUUAUCAAUCUAUGCCAUUCAGAUAAAACCCCUGAACCUAAAACCCCGUUUAAUCCAUUAACCACAUUCACACAAAUUAUGAAUAAUGAGUGGGAGAUCCCAAUAAUUACAUCUCCACAGAGAUGGGAUCAUGAUAAGAAGGGACAAAAAUGUCUUGUUUACGAUUGUAUAAUAAACUCUAAAUGCUGUGAUGAUUUAAACAAUGUCGAUGCAUUAAAACAAAUCUUGAUUGAAUGGUGUAUUGAAAGUUGUGAAUUAUCUGACAAUUUAAUAAUAAAUAGAGAGCAACUCAAAUUUCCUAAAUUAAAAUAUAAAGGACCAGAUGGUCCUGUUCCAUUGGAGUUCAAAACCUCUUUAACUGAUAAUACUUAUGAUUCAACAAAUGUUGAGCCUUUAGAUAACACUUUUACACAGUGGAAGAAUGACCUUUUAUUUCAACAAGAAUUAGAAGAUGAAAGAAACUCAUUGAAAACUUUGUUUCCUCAACAAGAGAAAACUAAUAUAAUUCCUUCAAAUCCAUUAAUACAAGAAAUUUCAACUUCUGAAGAAAUAGCUUUAAAACGAAACCAGUCCCGAUCACCAAUAAAGAUUUCACCUAAGAAAAAAUUAAAAUUGACAUAUUCUGUGUCAAUGAGAAAGACGUUUAACACUGAGACAUGGAAACUAAGAAUUGAGAUUGAUAUAUUAAAUGAGAACAACAAUUCAAUAAAUCUAAUAGAUGUGUCUUUGUUCCAUAGUCAAUACGAUCCAACCGGUAACAAUUUAAAAAUAUAUAACGACGAAACAUCAGACCUCAAACCAAAUGAAAUCAUUAUCCCUUUACCUAAUUUAUAUGAAUCAAUGACCACUUAUGUUGAAAAAAGUAAAUUAUUUUUCCUCAAAGAUAAAUCAAAAUUGAUUAUCUUUAUAUAA